UGCUUCCUAUUUUUCAUGCUUUACUCAAAGUCCCAACCUCUUUCUUUCGAAGCUGCUGAUUCUGACCUCCUUGCUAUCAACAAUUUAAUGUGCUCUGCCUGUCUGUAUGGACACGCAGAGCAGCUGCGCUUGCUUGGGUACUACUAUUGUAAGCUGCUUGCUUUGGGGGCACUGGACAGGAGGGAGGGGCCAGGAGCCGCGGCAGGGGAACCGAGAAGGGGAAAAGCGUGCUAAACCACUGCACAGAGCAGGUAAGUAUAACAUGUUUAUUAUUAUUUUAUUACAAUUUUGCCUUUUAAUAUCACUUUAAAAAAAAUUCUUCUAACUUACACCCCACGAUGCUUUCGAGGUUGCACAGAUAUGGGAAUCCAUUUGCACAUCUGAUGGUCUUGCCCUGUUGUGACGGCCUUCUGGACUGAGGUGUUUCAUAUACUACCAAUGCUUGCUGGGGUAACCUUUGCACCUGACCCCACCAUGGCCCUGCUGAAUAAAUGUUUACCUAAUAUACGUACAAAACAAUUUAAACUCUUGUGAUAUGUUGCUACUGCAUCAAAACAAACCAUCUCCUAAGGCGUGGAAAAUGCCCAAUAUUUGUCUUCUCGAGAUGAAACAUAGAAUAACACAUAUAACACAAUUCACAUCCACAGCAAAAUUAGGGCCACAUUACUUCGUAUUACUAAACACCUGAAAGUAUGGCAGCUAUAGGUAGGCAAUUACCUGCCACUGGACUUCGAUCAAUCCUUACUGGAACCUUGAUUGUACCCCCAUGAGACUACUGUUGACUUGCAAAUGAUCGUUGCUUGAUUACUGUACUUACCAGAUCCCCUGGUGUCCCUCUUCUUUCCCUACUUUUCUUUCGCUUUCUUCUUAUCCUGACCAUUUAUUUAAAUUGUGUAAGUUUGAUAGGCUGCUUCAUGUUCCUGUUACUAUGGAGCAUUUAAGUGUGAUUGUCCUUGUGAAACGGGGUUAAUUUGCAUGGUUCUUCUUCGGACUUGACAUUUUGCUCCAGCUUAUAUUUUACUUUGUGCUGUCAUUGCCCCACAUCUACUGUUCAUUGUGUUUUGUUUGCAUAGCAGCAUAUGUAAAACGUAACUGUACAAUGAUGUAUCUGGUUCUUUAUUCUCAGUAAAAACAUUGAACAAUGAGAAGUACAGGCAGGUGCUUAUACAUCAUGCCAUACCAUUAGGAAAGUGUGUGAUUGGCCUAAAAAAAAAAUCUGCAGCUGGACAAUCUUCAUCAUUAAGAAGAACAGGAGUCCUGGAAGUGAUGGUUUAGCCCACACAGAGCAGUGAUCUCGACAGGAUUUAAGGCAGCCUACAUACACAGAUAUGUGGUUAGUUCUCAAAGAUGUUUAGAACAACCCACCUGCCGAGGUAAAAACGGCUUCCACCUACCUUUCAGCCAACCUGUACAGUAUUAAUAGGUCAGAUUGCUGAAAAUGUAUAUUCAGUGGCAAGAUUUAUUAGCCUAUAUUUCCUGGCCCUUUUCUACUUAAUUUGAAGUUUUUGCUGUUAAUGCUCUUCCUGUUACAUGUUCAUAAGGGAAGAGUGCAACCCUUUUUUUAAUGGCUACAGCAGAUGCGUAGUCAUCGCCACCAAACAGUCUACUAUAGCAAUGUUUCUCAACUCCAGUCCUGAAGUACACCCAACAGGUCAUGUUUUCAGGAUUUCUCUCAGAUGAAACGGUUGUGGUAAUUACGAAGGCAGUGAAACUGAUCAAUAAUGGAAACCCUGAAAACAUAACCUGUUGGAUACUUGAGGACUGGAGUUGAGAAACAUUGCUCUAUAGCAUUCUGAAGCGAUACAGAACUCAAAAGUGGCCUAAUUGUCUAACAUCUACCCGAAACCAAAAUACUAGUUUUAAGGUUGAAUGAUUUUUUUUAACAUAAGGAUGGGCAUUCCAAUUCAAAAUUGCAGCAAAUCGGAAUGAUGUGCCUCUUAUUGUCUAUGUAUGUUUAUCACGUGACAUAAUUUUGUUUCCCUUUUGAAAAAAAGCUCCUCUGUAAUAAGCAUCUAUUUCCAGAUCCAGUGUCAGCAUUGCUAUCAGCAGGAUGCACUGUGCUACACUUCUAAGUACAUAUUCUGCCUUGAAGAACAUUCUUAACUGACAUAUAGACAAGACAGCAACAUAUAAAGAUAAUUUCUUACAGGUUCCUAUCUGGUUGGCUGCCAAUCAUGUUUGUGUUCCUAAUAUUAAGUACAUCAAGCUUUGUAGCUCUUGAUGCUUUGUGCCCAUCCUUGUGUUCUUGCUCAGUGAAGGACCGCAUUGUUUGCUCAGGUGCUUCAGUUACAGAUAUUGCUGCAUUAUCCAUACCCUAUCAUUUUACCUAUAUUUGUAUAAAAAGCACUCAAGAGACAAAACUCACCAAUACCAGCUUUCAAGAAAUGCCUGUUACUUCACGUCUAUUUUUCGAAGGCAACCAAUUUUCCUUAAUAGAAUCUGGGGCUUUUCAAAAAUUUCCUCUUCUGAAAUCACUGAAGCUGACAAACAAUGCUAUAAGAAGUCUACCUCCAGGAAUAUUCCACAGAUUAUUUCAUCUGGAGCAGUUGUUUCUUGAUCAGAAUCAAUUGUCUGAUCUUGAUCCAUGUAUGUUUCAAAACCUGAAAAAUCUAUCGUACCUUUCAUUGAACAGAAAUCUGCUUCGAGAAUUGCCUGCUGGAUUACUAGAUCAUCUUGUAAAUCUUAGGCACUUAAACUUGUCCAGAAAUAAAUUAAAGUCUUUGCCAAAGUAUAUUUUCAACUCGUUGUUCAAACUGAAAACUCUCUUUCUCUAUAAUAAUAUUCUGAAGGUAAUAACACCUGGAAUGUUCGAUAAUCUCACUGAAUUGGAAGAGCUGCGUUUGUAUGCAAAUGAAAUUGUAAUGGUUGACAAAGAAGCAUUCUACAAUUUACCAAAAUUGAAUAUGCUAAUGCUUCACAAAAAUAAAAUAGAAAUGUUGCCUGAGGGAUUAUUUCUCUAUUUGACUUUGUUAACCAGCUUGACUUUCUAUGAAAACCCUUUAACUGCACUUCCCUAUGUGCUUUUUGGCAAAAUGGAGAAGCUCGAAAUUUUGUGGCUUUAUCAAACAAAUCUCUCAACAAUACCAAAUUUUGUUUUUAGUAAUCUAACUAAUCUGAAGUUACUGAUUCUAACUCGAAACCCAAAGCUUCAGAGUCUUCCAAAAGAAUCAUUCAGUGGUCUGAGCAAACUUGAGGAGCUGUCUUUGCAUUCAAAUGGAUUGAAAUUUCUUGGUAAAGGCUUGUUCCAGGAUCUUCAGCAGCUACAAAUUCUUUCUCUAUAUAACAAUGUUUUUGAGGAUCUUCCUGAAGAUAUGUUUCAUCCUCUUGUAAAUCUUGAAAUUGUUUACCUGAACAAUAGUAAAUUCCGGAACCUGCCAGGUACCAUCUUUAAAACCUUGACCAAGCUUAAGAACGUUCGUCUUGAUGGCAAUCCUUGGGCAUGUGAUUGUAGGCUUAAAGAUUUCAAGCUCUGGUUUGAAGAGAAUGUAAAAAUAAUACAGAAUUUCAUGUCAAUUUUUUGUGAAGAUCCUUCAGCGCUCAAAGGAAAACCUGUCCUUCAUUUUGAUGCACAGGUCUGUAGCCACACAACUAUAGCAACCGACAAUCCCUUUGCAGCAACAUCAUUUUCUGCUCUAGCCAGUGCUACACAAAACAUAAGACCGAGCGGUGAGGUGACCCUUACUCCUACUAAACUGCUAUCUGAUCAUUCCAGGCACAACCUCAGCUCUGUGAUCCCAAGUCAUGUGGAAACAACCCAUUCCCCUAUACCAUCAAAAGAUGACUUAUCCAUAAUUGAUGAUCCUACCACUGGUUGGCAUAAUAAUGAUUCUUUAAGCACAUCUUUGCCUAGUCAUAUGGGAACAACCCAUAAAUUCAAACAAGUAUUACAUACUUGUCUGCUUAGAAAGUUAUUUGGAUUUUGCCUAACAUAUGGAAAUAUAAUCUUUCAUCUCCUUAUGGUUACAGCAGCUCUUCAAAUUGUUCUUAUAGUUGUGACAUGUUUCAUUAUGCUGAAAAUAAGAAAAAUUCAUAGUUAUUUCAGUAGUGCUAAGGAGCCUGUGGAGCUACAGCGUAUCUUAAUACCAUUAAGUUUUAAUUCUAUAAAGAAAUAAUAUGUUGCUGCAUGUUUA
Messenger RNA from Rana temporaria (common frog), 4130 nucleotides. It is a transcript of the gene GP5, whose product is annotated as glycoprotein V platelet. Gene Ontology annotation, molecular function: protein binding. Gene Ontology annotation, cellular component: extracellular matrix. Lineage: Eukaryota; Metazoa; Chordata; Amphibia; Anura; Ranidae. The transcript has 2 exons. Bases 2175 to 4112 code for a protein of 645 amino acids. The record is from RefSeq and is a predicted model, not a curated record.